UUAUCCCUAAGUGAUUACAGUGACACUGAGUAGCAGAAGGGUCUCCCAACAGCUUAGCCUCAGCUCACGGAAGGCCACCUUUUAAACACUUUUGAGGUGCGAUUUGCAUGCAACAUUUUUCAAGGAGACAGAUGAGUCUCACCAGGGACACUCAAGUUUGCACUGUAAAGUUUUUCCCGAAAGAUAUAUGACCAGGCUCUGUUUUACUGCUUAUUAAAAACACGAACAGGUUUAUAAAGAAAUCUUGACCAAGCCCUUCCCCGUGAGCACCAGCAAACUGGCUAGACCAGAGGAAUGUCACAGACCCAGAGGAAAACUACCAGCUUAUCUCUGGCCAUUGGUUCUUCAGCCAGUGAAGACUUUAGCAGCAGCAGCAAAAAACAUCACAGUUAUUCCACUUCGAUUCCGCCAGUAUCCGUCGACUCUCAAAGAAUGCAAAGUCCAACAAACCUCCAGACCGGACUGACCUAUGAAGCAGCCCCUGUCUUCACAAAGGGUCUACAAAACAUUUUUGCUACCAAAGGCCAGCUAGUGGUUUUUGAAUGUCGGAUACGAGCAUCACCCACUCCUGAAGUACGUUGGUUCAGAGAGUUCAAUCAAAUAAUUGACUCAGCAGACUUCCGAAUAUUAAGAAAAAAGGCUUGCUCAUCCUUGGUCCCUGAGGAAGUUUGCACCUUGGUGAUUACAGAAGCUUUUCCUGAAGAUUCUGGAACGUUUAAAUGCAUUGCUGCAAAUGAGUUUGGAGCAGUGGUAUCCAGUGCCUCCCUUUUGGUUACCCAAGGAACAGAAGAGACCGAAGGUUUUAAUGCGGCUCCCUGGCUGUCAGAUACGACAACCACAAUGAACAUCAGCUCUGCACCUAACAACCCAUAUGUGGUCCUGGGAAAAGAUGAAGGAUACGAACCUUCCAGUGUUAUGCCACAAAAUCCCUCUGACUUUGCAACUCAAGUGGCGCAUGACAGCUCCUGGCCACAGACUUACGGUGAUGAAAGUGAGAAUUUUCAUGGCAUGUAUGAAAAACCUUCAGAUAAUUCAUUUCACUGGGAUUGUCAUCAUCAAGAGAGCCACUCUUUGCUGAGGCAGGGGUUCUAUUCCAGCCAGGAACCUAGCCAAGAAAGGCCACAAAAUUUAUCGUCUAAUUGGUUCCAGCCACCAAUCCAAAGCCCAUUUCCACCUUCUAAAACUCAGGACAAUUGUGAAAGCGUCCCCAUGAGUAUCAGUAAUCUCCCAUCUGUGUCCUCUAUGUACCAACCAAGUAUGUUUAACUAUGAGCGUCCAAAACACUUUAUUCAGUCUCAAAAUCCAUACCAAGGGAAGCCACAGCCUCCAGGACCAGAAACCUCUGCUACUCUUCCAAGCAGGCCAAUCAAGCAGUCUUCCAUUCUAAUCCAGCCUUGUAACCCUAAUGAGAAGAAAUUUUCUUCCUCUUCAUCGCUGAGCUCGCCUAUCUCGCUCUCCUCGCCUUCAUGUAGCGCUUCAUUUCCCGUAACACCCGCAUCUGCGCAGUCUCCUGCUAGCUCAUCAUCUGGGCAGAGGAUUUCAUCCAUGCAUAACCAGUCCCCUGCAGCAUUCCUUUGUUCCGUGUUGCCCUCUUCCCACUUUGAUUGUAAUAGCCAAGGCCCUUCCUCAGUGGACUCCAACAGUUACUCAAAGCCUAUGUACAAGAAGCAAACCAGCAGCACCAAACAAGUGCAAAAGACUUCUGACAGAGAGAUACAAGGAACAAAAGAUGCUCUCAUUCAAGACUUGGAAAGAAAGCUACGAUGUAAAGAUAACCUUCUUCAUAAUGGAAACCAACGUUUAAGCUACGAGGAGAGAAUGGCUCGCAGGUUACUUGGACCAGAAAAUGCUGCAUCUGUGUUUGAACCUCAGAGUGAAGAAAAUGCACAGGACACACAUCAGCAGAACAUGGAAAGCACACGGCUACAAGUUCCUACACCACAAGUAAGGAGCAGACCAUCUUCAAGAGGAGAGAGGAAUGAGCAAGGGUCAAUCCAGGAAAAGUUCUUUCAACCACGCUUCUUGCAAGUUCCUGAAGACGUAACAGUUGAAGAAGGGCGAUUCUGCAGACUUGAUUUCAAGGUCAGUGGGCUACCAACUCCAGAUGUGGCAUGGUUCUUAAAUGGAAGACAAGUUCAUCCAGAUGACUUUCAUAAAAUGCUUGUAUCUGAAAAAGGCUUCCAUUCAUUCAUCUUUGAAGUUGUCCGGGUUUAUGAUGCAGGAACCUGGGAGUGUGUGGCUUUUAAUCGUGCUGGAGAAGCUUCCUUUAGAGUAAAGCUAGAUGUCAUUGCACGAGAACAUCGGAAAGCCCCGGUUUUCAUCUAUAAACCACAAAGCACAAAAGUUUAUGAGGGGGACUCUGCCAGGCUUGAAUGCCAAGUGUCUGCUAUCCCCCCACCACAGAUCUACUGGAAAAGAAAUAAUGAAAUGGUACAAUUCAAUACAGACAGAAUCAGUAUGUUUCAUGAUACAGCUGGAAAGGUUUGCUUGCUGAUCCACAAUACAAAUAAAAAAGAUGCUGGUUGGUAUACUGUGUCCGCUGUCAAUGAAGCAGGAGUGGCAACAUGUCAUGCCAGACUGGAUGUGGCUACUCACACAUACAAGCCAAUGCCAAACCCAAAGCCACUGAAAGUACGACCAACUUUUAGCAAAUACUUGGCACUCAAUGGUAAAGGUCUGAACGUGAAACAAGCUUUCUUACCUGAUGAAGGAGAGUUUCAGCGUAUGGCAGCACAGUCUGGACUCUAUGAGAGUGAUGAACUUUAACUGACAAGAAUAGGGAAGAAAACUUCCAUUGCUCCUGCAACAGACUUACAAAGAACACAUAGAUUCAGUUAAGUGGUGGUUGCACUGGUUAGCAAACAUGCCUAAUAUAUUUUUAUUUAUAAUUUAACUUUUGCUCUUACUUCCUGCUGCUGUGGUUUUUAUGGAUGGUUGUGACUGUAGCAGAAGGAAAUAUCAAUGUUUGUACUCCUAAUGUUAAAGGACAAGAAAUUAGGCUAAUGGACGAUCAUGAAAGUACAGAUGGCUUGAAUGCAUCUAGAUUCAGUCACAAGGUUUUUAUUUGUACCACUUUGUUAAUAUCAAUCCCCAUAAUACUACAGUUUGUGCUGGCUGACUACUAAAACAUAAACUUGAGUGUUUUUAAUGAAAGUUUUAUGUCCAAUGCAAAUAAAAGUUUUAAAUAUA
Varanus komodoensis (Komodo dragon) is the source of this 3189-nucleotide messenger RNA. RefSeq names its product myotilin (gene MYOT). The record is from RefSeq and is a predicted model, not a curated record. Gene Ontology annotation, cellular component: axon; plasma membrane. Gene Ontology annotation, biological process: axon guidance; dendrite self-avoidance; homophilic cell-cell adhesion. Bases 295 to 2766 code for a protein of 823 amino acids. The transcript is spliced from 17 exons. Gene Ontology annotation, molecular function: cell-cell adhesion mediator activity. NCBI's taxonomy places the organism in Eukaryota, Metazoa, Chordata, Lepidosauria, Squamata, Varanidae.